Messenger RNA from Pezoporus occidentalis (night parrot), 1473 nucleotides. RefSeq names its product trans-L-3-hydroxyproline dehydratase (gene L3HYPDH). The transcript is spliced from 5 exons. NCBI's taxonomy places the organism in Eukaryota, Metazoa, Chordata, Aves, Psittaciformes, Psittacidae. Bases 4 to 1107 code for a protein of 367 amino acids. The record is from RefSeq and is a predicted model, not a curated record. Gene Ontology annotation, molecular function: hydro-lyase activity.
GAGAUGGUAGCGGUGGCGGAGAGCAGCGAUGCCAGGACCGGUGCAGGACGGUGGCUGCCGCCGCACUCGCCCUCGGGCCUGGUGCUGCAGACGGUGGAGAUGCACACGGGCGGCGAGCCGCUGCGCAUCAUCCCGCGGCUAGAGGCGGCAGAAGAGGCAGCGGCGGUGGAAGGACUAUCGCUGCUGUCGCUGCGGAGGGAGGUGGCGGCCACACAGGACCACGUGCGGCGGGCGCUAAUGCACGAGCCGCGGGGGCACGGCGGCAUGUACGGCGCGGUGGUGGUGCGGGGAGCAGCUGACGCUGUCGACGCGCACCUGGCAGUCCUCUUCCUGCACGGCGCCGGCUACAGCGCUAUGUGCGGCCACGCUGUCAUCGCUCUUGGCCGCUUCGCCCUCGACUAUGGGCUGGUGGCGGCACCCAGCUGCCCUGAGACCGCUGUCCACCUGCGCUGCCCCUGCGGGCCUGUCACUGCCUUUGUGCCCUGGGAUGGUCACCGCAGUGGCAACCCUGUCCGCUUCCACAGUGUGCCAGCCUUUCCUGUCACCACAGACUUGGCCAUCGACGUCCCCAGUUAUGGGAAGGUGGUGGUCGACAUUGGCUAUGGUGGUACUUUCUAUGCCUUCCUCAACGCUGAGCAGCUGGGCCUUGAUGUGUGCUCUUCGAAGACCAGAGACCUUGUCAAUGCGGCGACUGCAGUGACAGAAGCAGUGAAGAAACAGUUCAAGCUUUAUCACCCUGAAAGCGAAGACUUGGCUUUUCUCUACGGCACCAUACUGACCGAUGGGAAAGAUGCCUUUAGUGAGGAGCCCACCACCAACAUCUGUGUGUUUGCAGAUGAACAGGUUGACCGAAGUCCAACAGGAUCGGGUGUGACAGCUCGCAUCGCCUUGCAGUACCAUAAGGGACUCAUCCAGCUUAAUCAGACCAGAACCUUUCGGAGCAGCACCACAGGAUCCUUGUUCACAGGGAAGGCAGUGAAGGCAACCAAGUUGGGUGACUACAACGCUGUUGUUGUGGAAGUCUCAGGAGAAGCCUUUUACAUCGGUACGACCACCUUCACUGUGGAAGAGGAGGACCCAUUGAAACAUGGCUUCUUCUUCAAGUGACCCGAGCCAUGGCAUGGUGGCAAAGCCUCACUGAUGGUUCUGCACUUCUCCUGCCCAUGCAUUUCUGUUUUGCUUCUCCACACGGCUCAUUGCAAUAUGCCAGAGCAACAGGAAUAGCCCUUGGUGGUGUGACAGCAUCUGCUAUGUUUCAAGCUAACAGGCCAUGUUCCCCUGUUGUGAUUAGCAUAUUGGGUGCAGUGUGAUUAUCAUAUAUGGGCUGCUCUGAGAACCCAUCAUAUUUUUUUUCUCAAUAAUUAUUUGCAGAAAAUGUAGCUGAUCUUGGAGAUCUGUCUUCCAAUUUAUGUGCCUUCUCUGUAAAUUACUAAUUUCAAAGCCAGAUUCCUAUUAAAUGCAGCUGAAAAACAC